GGUGGGGGGUGCUGUGUCCUGUUGGCGGAUAGAGGUGAGGUCCCCAUGACCAGCAUCUUACCAGCAGCCCAAGCGAAGGGCGAAGAAGCCUCCAUAGGUAGACCGAGAGAGAGGGAGAGAGAUCAAAAGUUUGAGGAGGGCAGAUCAAGAGAGAGCACAGGUGAUCAAGAGAGUUCAAGGGAGGGAGGGAUUUAUUAAAGGGGUUCAACCAGAUUGACAGGUGCAGCCAAACUGACCUGGUUCCCAAUCAUUCCGGCUCAGUAUGCUCCAAACCAAGCAGUUUGGGUCAGGUUUGGCAGACGCCAAGAGGUUUACUUGAGCCUAAUUUUGGUUGAACGCAGCCUUACUGUUUUUCCAGAUUGUUGCCGAUCAUUAUUUGCCAGAAUUGAAAGCAAGUGUGGGUAUAGGGAGCGUGUUUCUCAAGAAUUUUGAAUAAUGAACCACUAUGGAAGGAAAUGUGGAUAUGAUUCUCUGAAGUGGGGAUGCCACCCUAAUUAGAAGUUUCUAGCGUGUAAGAUCAGCUACUGCUCUUUUCACAACAAUCACCUCUAGACAUCUCCUCUAUUUUUCAAAGAAAUUUUUACAACUUCUCCAUGUGAUCUGCCAUACAGUACACUUCACCUUAGAAAGAAUUUCACGUAUGGCUGCAUAGCAUUCGAGAAGGAAACAAGACAUAUCUGGUUUAGAAGAUUUGUGAUGGAUCUGGAGAAGACCCAGCUUGUAGCAGGUCUGUGUGUGGGAACAGCAUAUUGGACCAUCUCAAGUAUUUAUUAUGGCAUUGAAUUAGGGUCUGAUGGUUCAGGCUCCUGUAAAGUACUAAUGGACAACAAUAUUGGAGAGUACCACAUGGAUCUUGGUGGCAGCAUUAUCUUGUCAAUGGAUCCUACCGCACCAUCAUUUUUAAAGCAGAAUUUAUCAACAGAAGCACAUGGUAGCUCUGUAUGGUAUUCAUUUACUUGUGAACUGAGUCUAAAAGACUUGGUGAUUGUCUGCUUGCUAAGGUCCUGGAGAAAUGUGCCAGAAUUCGGGGUAAAUGGUUCCCUCGUUCUUCCACUGUUGCCGAGGAUGUGUAUACAAAGCUAACCUUUUUAACCAAGGGAACUCCAGAUUAUAUUGGUUGUUCACUGUAUUCUUUUGUAAACCAUGCAGUGAGUUUUAGCACUGAUCCAAGCUGCUUGAUUGAAUGAUGUUGUUUAUGUUUUAUUUUACAACUGCUGUUAUUGAGUGCUAGAGAUGGUGAAAUUGCCUUUGUUUUCUUCAUU
Messenger RNA from Elaeis guineensis (African oil palm), 1262 nucleotides. The record is from RefSeq and is a predicted model, not a curated record. Lineage: Eukaryota; Viridiplantae; Streptophyta; Magnoliopsida; Arecales; Arecaceae.